This is a messenger RNA of Sinocyclocheilus anshuiensis, 1606 nucleotides long. RefSeq names its product gastrula zinc finger protein XlCGF8.2DB-like. Gene Ontology annotation, biological process: regulation of DNA-templated transcription. Gene Ontology annotation, molecular function: DNA-binding transcription factor activity, RNA polymerase II-specific; RNA polymerase II cis-regulatory region sequence-specific DNA binding. Bases 100 to 1122 code for a protein of 340 amino acids. NCBI's taxonomy places the organism in Eukaryota, Metazoa, Chordata, Actinopteri, Cypriniformes, Cyprinidae. The record is from RefSeq and is a predicted model, not a curated record. The transcript has 4 exons.
CGUCAUAAGGCUGCGCUGCUGCGAUUCUGUUGGGAAAAAAAGGACAAAGUGUUCAAACACGCAGAAAAACUCCUGGUGAAGCAACACACUGUUAUAAAGAUGGAGUUUAUUAAAGAGGAGAGUGAAGACGUGAAGAUUGAAGAAGCUUUUACUGUCAAACAUGAAGAUCCUGAAGAACAACAAACAAAGAUGGCGUUUAUUACAGAGGAGAGUGAAGACGUGGAGAAUGAAGUCAAACAUGAAGAUCCUGAGGAACAAACAGACCUGAUGCCGCUGAACGAGGAGAGUCAAGAACUGAAUGUAAUGGAAGAGAAAAAUCAGUAUGAGAAACGUCAUUAUUUCAUGACUGGGGAAAAAUCUUGUACUUUCUCACCGACUCAAAAAACUGAAAGUAGAAACCUUAAAGUCCAGAUGAGAGUUCACACUGGAGAGAAGCCUUACACUUGCAAACUGUGUGGAAAGAGUUUCUCACGAAAACUAAAUCUUAACAUUCACAUGAGAAUUCACACUGGAAAGAAGCCAUUUAAAUGCUCUCAGUGUGGAAAAAGUUUUAAAGAGAAAAGGCACCUUAAUGCCCAUGUGACAAUUCACACUGGAGAGAAACCUUACACCUGCAAACUGUGUGGGAAGAGCUACACAAGAAAAGAAAAUCUUAAAUUCCACAUGAGUGUUCACACUGGAGAGAAGCCUUACACCUGCAAGCUGUGUGGGAAGAGCUACAAAAGAAAAGAAAACCUUGAUCUUCACAUGAGGAGUCACUCAGGAGAGAACUGUUUUAUAUGUCAGCAGUGUGGAAAGAGUUUCUCACACAAAGGAAACUUUGAGAAUCACAUGAGAGUUCACACUGGAGAGAAGCCUUUCACCUGCCCUAAUUGUGGAAAGAGCUUUACAGCUAAAGGAAACCUUAAGAUUCACAUGAGAAUUCACACUGGAGAGAAACCUUACAAGUGUCUUCAGUGUGACAUCAGUUUCACAUAUCACACAGACCUGAAACGGCAUUUGCAAACUCAUUCUGGAAAGAAAUUCCAAACCUCAUGUCACACUGAGGAAAAUGGCAAUUUCAACAAUCAUCUGCGCAUUCACUCUGAAGAAAGACAGUUCAGGUGUGAUCAUUCUAAUUAAAACAUCACAUUAACACAUUCAUACACCAUUAAUAUUUAAAUAUAUUAAUCAAUAAGAUUUAAGUAGUCAGUAUGAUUUUGUCUAUAGGGUGAAUAUAUCUAUGUGAUCAAUGGGGAAAAACAGGUCUUCUUGUGUAACAGCCCUAGGGGCCUCUCAGUAGCGUGAGACUUGGACAUAUGGAUGAAUACCUGUCUGCCUGCAGGUAACAGUUUUAGAAAAAUAUAUAUGGAAAAACAUGUGAAAUCCUUGGAAAUUGGUGAUAUGUUGCAGAUACAGAAUGGCGCGAUGAGGGCGACUCUCAAGGCAGCCUCCUGGUUGGUUGAGAAGUGAGGCCCAAGGGACUCUAUUUUCUUAUCUCAAGAAAUGUAUUACAAGUACCUUUAUAAGCUGCUGUGAGCUUUGUGUGUUAUUUCUUUGCUCACAGACUUCUGCUGUGUGUAAAUUGAUCAAUUUCUCUGCAGGGCAUUAAAAGCAAGAUCAAGAC